UAUUAACCUAAAUGAAUAAGAAAUUACAAAAACGAGGAACCAAAAGAUUUAGUCUUGCAACACCAAUUUAAGCUUUCGUUCAUUCAUUCGUCACUAAAGUCAAGUGUCAAAAAUGUUGAUGGACAUGUUAUUUUACUGUCAAGCAGUGUGAAACAUAAAUAAAGCGUAUGAGUUUUUAUAGAAAUCAUGACUUAAUACUUAGGCCUAAACAGUUAAUAUGAAAUAAUUUAUUAAAAAAUAUAUCAACUACUUACGUAUUCGUUUUAAUGACAUUAUGGAUGGAUUAAUUCACGCGGCAUUGGAAGCAGAGGUAAUAUUAAAUCGCGCGAAACAUGUGAAUACCAUCUUAUCGCCAUUUGACAGAGGUGUCCCAGACCAUAAAAUGACUUGGACUCAUGAUAAAAUGCAUUUUGCGGAGCCUGUCGAUGAAUCUAGGACGAAGUUCCAGCGGAGUGUUGGUGGUGCGCCAUCUAAAGCUGUAGAGAAAUUCGAUUUGUUUAAGAAAUUACAUGAGUUGUACAGUGAGUUGAGUCGGGAUGAAGUGUUGCAUGGAAACUUUCAAGGGUUAAAAACAUCAUCAUACUUAUUAGAAAAGUUACUAGCAAAAUACAAUCUAAAUACUUUAAUUGUAAACCUAUAUCCAGGGAACAAGGGAUAUUCCUUAUCACUUAAAAUCAAUGGCAGUUCACAGCACAACCCUGGAGAUCCAAAUACAUCAACAAGCCAACACGAGACAUUAAUAGAGACCCCUCGCUGGCCAUAUGAGGAGGAGGAUUUGCUUAGUUACAUAGACAAUGAAGAGUUACCUGUGGUGCUGCUGGAUUUGCUAGAAGCGGAACACUCCUGCCUGUUCUACUCCGGCUGUAUUAUAGCUCAAAUAAGAGACUACAGACAGGCAUAUCCAAGUUUCUUAUGUGAUACUCACCAUGUGCUUUUAAGGCCAACCAAUCAGAGUAUAAUAACGGACGCGUCGUGCAUCGGCGGGCGCUGCGGCUGGGCGGGCGAGGAGCGCGGCGCGCUGGAGGCCGUGGAGGCGGCGCUCGUGCACGCCGCCGCGCCGCCGCUGUGCCUCGACCCGCGCCCCGCCGUCGGCCUGCUGGCGGCCCGCCUGCACGCCGCGCCGCGCCUGUUCAACACUCCCCGGAUACGGCGGCAGGCCAGGCGGUUCUCACAGGUGGCUGUAAAUAGGAAAAGAAAAUUGGACCAAUUCACUCAUUACCAUGGUUUGGAGUUGCUAGAGCUGAUCCACAGACAGAGAGCGAAGAAUAGCAGGCAGUCCGUACCUCACACACGGUUAACGUCCAAAUUUCCCAAGAAACCACCCGAGGUAUUCAAGCCAAUAGAGUCCCCUCGGAUGGAGGCGGUGCCGCUGGCGCCGCCGUCGUCGCCGGGCGGGCCGCUGCGGCUGGCGCGCGCCUACGAGCGGCCGCGGCCCACGCCCGACUGCCAGCCGCAGCUGGUGGAGGAGUACGUGCUGGAGACCGAGCGCGCGCCGCCCCACGCGCAGGCGCAGGCCGGCUUCUUCCACAUCAAGCUGUCCAUCCUGCAGCGGCCCUCCGACCAGGAGUUCCUGGGCGAGCUGUAUGUGGACAGAGACCAUGUCGAGGGGGAGAAGAACGGAGCGGCCUGCCGGUUUACAUUAGGUUCAAGGCUACAAGCCAACAAGUACAUCCAGCAGUUCACGGAGAUCUUCACGGAGGAGGGCCGCAAGUCCGUGAGGAUAAAGCACAUAGUGCCCGGGCAGCUGCCGAGGGUGUCGUUCACUGGCGGCAUGAGGGAGAUGGGCCAGCAAUUGUUGCAGCAGCGCUCGGCGGCGGCCAGCAAUGCGACGGUACACACGCACGCUACUACGGGACCUGGAGAAAAGCACUAUAUAUGCCUUAGCAGGAACAGCAAUUCGUGGAUUCGUUUUCUAUGUCGGACUCAGCUUCGCGUCGUCCGACAAAAUCGAAACUCCUCCACGAAUUGCCCUUUCCCAGCCUCUACUAUAAUGUUCUAUAAUAGUAUGGUGUUAAGGUCGGCUUCCGCUUGCAGGACGCCGGCGAUAUCGGCGACUCCUAAUACUCAUACAAAUGCGCGGCAGCUUCCCAUACUGCAAGCCCAGCUGCAACAAGUUGCCAGCGCGGCCAACGUGGCGGCGGUCGGCAGUACGGGCACCGUGGGCGUGGGCACCGUGGGUGUGGGCAGCGUGGGCGUGGGCAGCGUGGGUGUGGGCGUGGGAGUGGCGGCGGCCGUGGCCGAUCCCGCGCUGAAGCCGUUGCCGUCACCCACCACUCCGAGACUGUCACCGCAAGUGCAAAAUGCGAGCCACGAGAUUCAUUCGACGCAGGCGUCGACAAAUCAGUUGCUCGCACAGCAGCUCACCAACCCGCCGCAGCCGCUCAACCCGCAAAAACUGCAGUCGGCCAUCAUACACAUACAGCACCCGCUCAUGUCCACCACGGGCACCUCGCAGGUGCAGAGCAUACAGUACUCGAACGCGUCGAGUGCGCAACAGAAGCCCACCAUGACCAAGCCGAGGACGACCAACCCGGCCAUCAGCGCGCUCGUCACCAGUCUCAUGAACUCCGCACAACAGUUCCAACAAGCUGCGAGUCAGAAGUCUGCAGUCAGCACGGCUAGCACCAGUGCCAACAAGACGAUACUGAACCUGCUGAACAGCGCGCCGGCCGCCAUGACGCACGUGUCGUCCACCGCCGACAGCGUCGAGCACAAGCUGCUGGGGCGGACCGUGUCCAUCGCCGGGGCAAGACUCAUCACUGCCACCACGGCGAGCCACACCAUGCCCACCUACACGCAACAGGUAGGUCUGCAGUCACCACAGACAGUACCGGCGCCAACAAGACGAUACUGUAGGUCUGCAGUCACCACAGACAGUACCGGCGCCAACAAGACGAUACUGAACCUGCUGAACAGCGCGCCGGCCGCCAUGACGCACGUGUCGUCCACCGCCGACAGCGUCGAGCACAAGCUGCUGGGGCGGACCGUGUCCAUCGCCGGGGCAAGACUCAUCACUGCCACCACGGCGAGCCACACCAUGCCCACCUACACGCAACAGACGAUACUGAACCUGCUGAACAGCGCGCCGGCCGCCAUGACGCACGUGUCGUCCACCGCCGACAGCGUCGAGCACAAGCUGCUGGGGCGGACCGUGUCCAUCGCCGGGGCAAGACUCAUCACUGCCACCACGGCGAGCCACACCAUGCCCACCUACACGCAACAGACGAUACUGAACCUGCUGAACAGCGCGCCGGCCGCCAUGACGCACGUGUCGUCCACCGCCGACAGCGUCGAGCACAAGCUGCUGGGGCGGACCGUGUCCAUCGCCGGGGCAAGACUCAUCACUGCCACCACGGCGAGCCACACCAUGCCCACCUACACGCAACAGACGAUACUGAACCUGCUGAACAGCGCGCCGGCCGCCAUGACGCACGUGUCGUCCACCGCCGACAGCGUCGAGCACAAGCUGCUGGGGCGGACCGUGUCCAUCGCCGGGGCAAGACUCAUCACUGCCACCACGGCGAGCCACACCAUGCCCACCUACACGCAACAGACGAUACUGAACCUGCUGAACAGCGCGCCGGCCGCCAUGACGCACGUGUCGUCCACCGCCGACAGCGUCGAGCACAAGCUGCUGGGGCGGACCGUGUCCAUCGCCGGGGCAAGACUCAUCACUGCCACCACGGCGAGCCACACCAUGCCCACCUACACGCAACAGACGAUACUGAACCUGCUGAACAGCGCGCCGGCCGCCAUGACGCACGUGUCGUCCACCGCCGACAGCGUCGAGCACAAGCUGCUGGGGCGGACCGUGUCCAUCGCCGGGGCAAGACUCAUCACUGCCACCACGGCGAGCCACACCAUGCCCACCUACACGCAACAGACGAUACUGAACCUGCUGAACAGCGCGCCGGCCGCCAUGACGCACGUGUCGUCCACCGCCGACAGCGUCGAGCACAAGCUGCUGGGGCGGACCGUGUCCAUCGCCGGGGCAAGACUCAUCACUGCCACCACGGCGAGCCACACCAUGCCCACCUACACGCAACAGACGAUACUGAACCUGCUGAACAGCGCGCCGGCCGCCAUGACGCACGUGUCGUCCACCGCCGACAGCGUCGAGCACAAGCUGCUGGGGCGGACCGUGUCCAUCGCCGGGGCAAGACUCAUCACUGCCACCACGGCGAGCCACACCAUGCCCACCUACACGCAACAGACGAUACUGAACCUGCUGAACAGCGCGCCGGCCGCCAUGACGCACGUGUCGUCCACCGCCGACAGCGUCGAGCACAAGCUGCUGGGGCGGACCGUGUCCAUCGCCGGGGCAAGACUCAUCACUGCCACCACGGCGAGCCACACCAUGCCCACCUACACGCAACAGCGCGCCGGCCGCCAUGACGCACGUGUCGUCCACCGCCGACAGCGUCGAGCACAAGCUGCUGGGGCGGACCGUGUCCAUCGCCGGGGCAAGACUCAUCACUGCCACCACGGCGAGCCACACCAUGCCCACCUACACGCAAUAGGUAGGUCUGCAGUCACCACAGACAGUACCGGCGCCAACAAGACGAUACUGAACCUGCUGAACAGCGCGCCGGCCGCCAUGACGCACGUGUCGUCCACCGCCGACAGCGUCGAGCACAAGCUGCUGGGGCGGACCGUGUCCAUCGCCGGGGCAAGACUCAUCACUGCCACCACGGCGAGCCACACCAUGCCCACCUACACGCAACAGGUACUGGGAGGCUACACAUGCGAAUCGAACGAAACAACGAACGUCUCGAGCAGCGAGAGCGCGCUCCUGGAGCGACUCAUGGGGCCCGAAGCAGCGCCACCUGCGCAGCCGCAACCGCAGCCAGUGUGUCAUGUGCAGGGUCUAAGCCUAGCCUCACUCCAAGGUCUACAAGGCAUCCAGGGCCUGCAGAACGUGCAGGUGCAGAUCCCGGGGCUGUCGGCGCCCAUCUCGCUCUCACUCAACGUGUCGGGUUCGCCCUCCGGCCUGCUCGUGUCCGUGCCGCCCACCACGUCCGUCGUGUUAAACCAGCCCUCAGUGCUGUCGCUGCCCAUAGCCCAGCUGAUGGGCGGCGGCGUGAAGGGCGCCGUGCGCGGCGGCGUGCAGGUGGUGCGCGGCGUAGCGGGGGCGGGGCAGGCGGGGCAGGCGGGGGCGGCGGGGCAGGCGGGGCAGGCCGCG
This is a messenger RNA of Cydia pomonella (codling moth), 5182 nucleotides long. RefSeq lists its product as uncharacterized. The annotation marks the transcript as partial. Gene Ontology annotation, cellular component: SAGA complex. The transcript is spliced from 27 exons. Gene Ontology annotation, biological process: regulation of transcription by RNA polymerase II. Gene Ontology annotation, molecular function: transcription coregulator activity. The record is from RefSeq and is a predicted model, not a curated record. NCBI's taxonomy places the organism in Eukaryota, Metazoa, Arthropoda, Insecta, Lepidoptera, Tortricidae.